CUUUAUGUUUUUAUACAUCAUAUUCCAGCAGUUUGAGGAGGCAUUCUCAUACUGAAACACCCAUUGUUUCGCUUAUGAUGGAAGUUCCAAGAAUCACGCUCAUUGUUGCUGUUCUUUGGACGUCACUUUUGACAGUUUCAAGUCAAAUGUGGACGACCGGUCCAGGGAUGAGAUGUGGACAAAUGUGUUCAGGUUUUACUGGACUGGUUCUUUUUAUGGAAUGCCUUCAGAUCAUCACCCCCGUCACACAGAACGGGGUGUGUCUACCGAGCGUGGAUUCACGAGGUUGUUGCAGUGGCUGCGUUACAGGUUUGAUUGACGCAUCAUCCGUAAUUGGCUUUUUAGUCCAGUCUAAAACUCGUCACAUUUCCGAAGCUACGGUAUUUGAUACCACCGAACAAGGCCUUAUCGAUCAAGUACUUGCUGACUUAGAGGGUAUCGAGC
Messenger RNA from Owenia fusiformis, 444 nucleotides. The record is from the annotation of a GenBank genome assembly. NCBI's taxonomy places the organism in Eukaryota, Metazoa, Annelida, Polychaeta, Sabellida, Oweniidae.